AGGGCAUUAUUUUAAGAAAAAACAUGUAGCAUCAAGUAUUCCCUGAAAUAUGGAUCCACUGGAAUAAGGAAAUAUGUGCGUGGUCUUGGAAGCACAGCAGAAUGUAUAGAGUGGGGGAGCCAGGGCGGCGGCCGCUUCAUGGGCCAGCACCCCCUCGCCUGCGGAGCGUGGAGGUGGCCCGCGGGCGAGCCGGCUAUGGAUUCACUUUGACCGGACAGGCGCCAUGUGUGCUGAGCUGCGUCAUGCGAGGGAGCCCUGCAGAUUUUGUUGGCCUCCGUGCUGGAGACCAGAUAUUUGCUGUCAAUGAAAUCAACGUGAAGAAAGCUUCCCAUGAAGACGUAGUGAAAUUAAUCGGGAAAUGCUCUGGUGUCCUGCACAUGGUGAUCGGGGAAGGCAUCGGCCACUUAGAGUCCUGCUCCAGUGACGAAGAAGGUGGAUUGUAUGAAGGAAAAGGCUGGCUGAAGCCCAAACUUGAUUCCAAAGCUUUAGGUAUAAAUAGAGCAGAGAGAGUUGUGGAGGAAAUGCAGUCUGGCGGAAUUUUUAAUAUGAUUUUUGAAAAUCCUAGCCUUUGCACAAGCAGUUCAGAGCCCUUGAAAUUGAAACAGAGAUCCCUUUCAGAGUCAGCUGCUGCUCAAUUUGAGGUUGGACAUGAAAGUAUAAAUGAUCCAAAUCCCAAUGUGGUUUCUAAGAAGGAAAUAUCAAAAGUUAUUCAUGAUGAUUCGGUUUUCAGUAUUGGGCUAGAAAAUCAUGAGGAUUUUGGGUUGGAUGCAAGUAUUUUAAACGUUGCCAUGGUUGUGGGCUAUUUGGGCUCUAUUGAGCUUCCUUCCACAAGCUGCAGCCUGGAGUGUGACAGUUUGCAAGCGAUCCGCGGCUGCAUGCGGCGCCUGCGGGCGGAACAGAAGAUCCAUUCGCUGGUGACGAUGAAGAUCGCGCAUGAUCGGGUGCAGCUGUGUGCUGACAAAGCUGGCGUUGUGGCCGAGUACCCCGCCGAGAAGCUGGCCUUCAGUGCUAUGUGCCCAGAUGACAGGCGCUUUUUUGGGCUGGUGACCAUGCAGACAAAUGACGACGGGAGCGUAGUGCAGGAGGAGGAAGGUGCCUUGCGGACUUCCUGCCACGUGUUUAUGGUGGAUCCAGACUUAUUUAGCCACAAGAUCCACCAGGGCAUCGCUCGGCGAUUUGGGUUUGAGUGCACGGCCGAUCCUGACACCAAUGGCUGUUUAGAAUUCCCUGCAUCCUCUCUCCCUGUCCUUCAGUUCAUCUCGGUCCUGUACCGAGACAUGGGCGAGCUGAUUGAGGGGGUGCGGGCCCGUGCCUUUCUGGAUGGGGAUGCUGAUGUCCACCAGAACAACAGCACCAGCAGCAACAGUGAUAGUGGCAUUGGAAAUUUCAACCAGGAGGAGAAGAGCAACCGGGUCCUCGUGGUCGACCUGGGUGGGAGCUCAAGCAGGCACUGCCCCAGCAGCAGCACUGGGUGGGAGGGUGCAGGCGGGAGGGGCCAACAGCCCUGGGGCGCCCCCUGGAACGGGGCCUUCUGCUCUGACCCUGAGGGGAGCUCCCCAUUGGAGGCCACUCCCCAGACUGACAGGUUCCGUGACAUAAACAAGCACUUAGGACCAGCCUCUCAGGUGGAGGUUGCUCCGGCUGCCUUGCGGAGUUCAGUCCCUCCUUCAAAGAGGGGCACUGCGGGCUGUGGUUUCAACCAGCGAUGGCUCCCAGUUCACGUGCUCCAGGAGUGGCAGUGCGGACACGCCAGCGACCAGGAGUCAUACACAGAUUCCACCGAUGGGUGGUCCAGCGUCAACUGUGGCACGCUGCCCCCUCCCAUGAGCAAGAUUCCUGCCGACCGCUACAGGGUCGAGGGCAGCUUCGCGCAGCCCCCACUGAGCACCCAGAAAAGGGACUGGUCCAGGAAGGCUUUUGGAAUGCAAAAUGUUUUUGGUCCCCAUCGAAAUGUUAGAAAGACUAAAGAAGACAAAAAGGGCUCAAAAUUUGGGCGGGGAAUUGGACUUGUGCACACUUCUCAACGCACCUCUGCCCGGAGAUCGUUUGGAAGAUCCAAGAGAUUCAGUAUCACCCGCUCCCUUGAUGAUCUGGAGUCUGCAACUGUGUCUGAUGGUGAGUUGACCGGCGCUGACCUGAAGGACUGCGUGAGCAACAACAGCCUGAGCAGCAAUGCCAGCCUCCCCAGUGUGCAGAGCUGCCGGCGCCUGCGUGAGCGGAGGGUCGCCAGCUGGGCCGUGUCCUUCGAGCGCCUGCUGCAGGACCCCCUCGGAGUCCGCUACUUCUCUGAUUUUCUAAGGAAGGAAUUCAGUGAAGAAAACAUUUUAUUCUGGCAGGCCUGUGAAUAUUUUAAUCAUGUUCCUGCACAUGACAAAAAAGAGCUUUCCUACAGGGCCCGGGAGAUUUUCAGUAAAUUUCUGUGCAGCAAAGCCACCACCCCAGUCAACAUCGACAGCCAGGCUCAGCUGGCCGAUGACAUUCUCAACGCCCCUCACCCUGACAUGUUCAAGGAACAGCAGCUCCAGAUUUUCAAUCUGAUGAAGUUUGAUAGCUACACUCGCUUCCUGAAAUCCCAGCUGUACCAAGAGUGCAUCCUGGCGGAAGUGGAGGGCCGGGCUCUCCCCGACCCGCAGCAGGUCCCCAGCAGCCCGGCCUCCAAGCACAGCAUCAGCUCAGACCACUCCAACGUGUCCACGCCAAAAAAGUUAAGUGGAAAAUCGAAAUCAGGAAGGUCCCUGAACGAAGAACUGGGGGAUGAGGACAGCGAGAAGAAACGAAAAGGAGCAUUUUUCUCUUGGUCAAGGAAUAGGAGCACGGGGAGGUCCCAGAAGAAGAAGGAACACGGCGACCAUCCAAACGACUCCCUUCACGCCAACGGAGGCCUGUGCCGCCGGGAGUCCCAGGGCUCCGUGUCCUCUGCAGGGAGCCUAGACCUGCCGGAGGCCUGCAGAACCUUGGUGCCUGACAGGGACAAGACUGCAAAGCACUGCUGCAUCCAUCUCCCGGAUGGGACGUCCUGUGUGGUGGCCGUCAAGCCGGGCUUCUCCAUCAAGGAGAUCCUGUCGGGACUCUGCGAGCGACACGGCAUCAAUGGGGCUGCUGUGGACCUCUUCCUGGUGGGCGGGGACAAGCCUCUCGUGCUGCAUCAGGACAGCAGCAUCUUGGAGUCAAGGGAUCUGCGCCUAGAAAAGCGUGCUUUGUUUCGGCUGGACCUCGUUCCUAUUAACCGGUCAGUGGGACUCAAGGCCAAGCCCACCAAGCCUGUGACGGAGGUGCUGCGGCCUGUGGUGGCCAAGUAUGGCCUGGACCUGAGCAGCCUGCUGGUGCGGCUGAGUGGAGAGAAGGAGCCCCUGGACCUUGGUGCCCCUAUAUCCAGUCUGGAUGGACAGCGGGUCAUCUUGGAGGAGAAGGACCCUUCCAGAGGAAAAGAUAAACAGAAAGGGGCACCGGUGAGGCAGAGCACAGCUGUAAGCUCUAGCUCCAGAAGUCACUCGGCCACGGGAGAGGAAAGAACACUAGGCAAGUCUAAUUCUAUUAAAAUAAGAGGAGAAAAUGGAAAAAAUGCUAGGGAUCCCCGGCUUUCAAAGAGAGAAGAAUCUAUUGCAAAGAUUGGGAAAAAAAAAUAUCAGAGAAUUAAUUUGGACGAAGCAGAGGAGUUUUUUGAGCUCAUUUCCAAAGCUCAGAGCAACAGAGCAGACGACCAGCGUGGGCUGCUGAGGAAGGAAGACCUGGUGCUGCCGGAGUUUCUUCGCUUGCCUCCUGGUCCCACAGAACACGCCCUCGCCACCCCGGCUGCAGCCGUGGGAGGUAGGGGGAGAAUCGCCACGAGUGAGAUGUGGGAGCCAGCCCAGGACUGCAGUGACAGCUCGGCCACCAGCCCUGGCUCGGCCACCAGCCCUGGCUCAGCCCACAGCCCUCCCGGGAUGGCCCCGCCCGGGCAGGAACCUCCCAGUGGGCCCUUCCACGCCCCCUCGCCCCCUGCCCCCUCCACGCAGGAGGGUGCCGCGCAGGUCUGGAGGAGGCAGCCGUGGGCAGCAGAGGCUGAGGGCGUCCAGACUGUGGAGGAGGAGCAUGUGGCCGACCUGACCCUGGUGGGGGAGGGGGACAUCAGCAGCCCCAACAGCACACUGCUGCCGCCACACUCCAGCCCCCAGGACACACCAGGACCUCUGAGACCAGGAGGUGGGGCCCGCGGCAGCCGAGGCCUCCUGGCCAGCAGCAUCAUCGACGUGGAUCUCGUCGCUGGCUUGGAGCUGGGGCCUCGUGGCAGCGUCCUGGGGGCACGGUUGGGCCCCAGCAGGUUGAGGGCUGGUGGGCCCCCCCUGUCAGGCCUCCCCAGCCUGAGCCCUGUUCCAGGCAAGCCUGCCAAGCCCAAGGCCAGCACACACCAUGCCACCUUCGUCUGAAGCCACCCUCCUGACCCCGUGUCCAAGCUGCUAUCUCUUGCAGACACGUGUCAAGGCCCGUGAUCUCCUGGGGCAGCCCACGUUGCUCUCAAGGGAAGUGUCCUUCAGGGCCCUGGAGGGCCCACCUCAGCUGCCACACCCCCAGGAGAGGGUGGGGGGACAGACAAAUUGGAGGGACUGGCCUGAGGCCCUGCGGUUGGCCCCGGGCUCCCGGCCCAGCCCUGGGCUGCCACUCGGCACUCGGCCUUUGCUCAAUAAAGUGUUUUUUUUUUUUUUUU
This is a messenger RNA of Galeopterus variegatus (Sunda flying lemur), 4684 nucleotides long. RefSeq names its product regulator of G-protein signaling 12 (gene RGS12). Gene Ontology annotation, molecular function: GTPase activator activity; protein binding. The record is from RefSeq and is a predicted model, not a curated record. Gene Ontology annotation, biological process: signal transduction. The transcript has 17 exons. NCBI's taxonomy places the organism in Eukaryota, Metazoa, Chordata, Mammalia, Dermoptera, Cynocephalidae. The coding region runs from base 102 to 4406 and encodes 1434 amino acids.